Molecule: messenger RNA, 1995 nt
Organism: Xyrichtys novacula (pearly razorfish)
Lineage: Eukaryota; Metazoa; Chordata; Actinopteri; Labriformes; Labridae
Source: the annotation of a GenBank genome assembly
AUGGAAAACAUGUCCGAGGAAACCCACGGCGAAAUGACGGAUCCACAGCACGUCCACCUAAGGUAAGGAGAAAAAAACGGUUCAAGGGGUCCCUGUGUGAAGGUGUUUCUAUAAAACCGCGCCUCAACCUUUUUCUUUCUGCUCCUUUUCAUUCACAUGAAAAUUUUUCCUUGUUUGUAUUGAAUGUGUCAUAUACUAACAGACUGAAAUAAAGUAUGUACACAGCGCCCUAACUUUAUUGAAAUGAAGUCAUGUGUUUGGAGGUUAAGGCUCUGUUUGUGUAGAUACCAACAGUUUGGGUCGGGUCAGAACUGCUGACAUUCAUACAGCUCAUUCAGACGACUCAGAGAAUGAGAGUAUUUGGAAUUUUCCAAUAUUUAUCAUGUCUCAGAUUUGUGCACAUCAGUUUGUGAAUGACAGAUAUUGUAUAGAAAGACUUAGCUUUCAGACCCUUUACAACAAGAUCUUCAGUGCUUCUCAUCUUUUUCUUUUAGCUUCCCAUCUGAAAGCUCUGUGGAGGAAAUGGCUCAAGACAGACCAGAUCAAGAUGAGACAGAGAAAACGGAGAUUGAUAACAGCAUCAUACAGAGACUUCAAGACAGACCAGAUCAAGAUGAGACAGAGAAAACGGAGAUUGAUAACAGCAUCAUACAGAGACUUCAAGACAGACCAGAUCAAGAUGAGACAGAGAAAAAGGAGAUUGAUAACCGCAUCAUACAGAGACUUCAAUCUGGCUGGAUAGGCACUCUUCAUGUCGUUUUCCUGGUGCUGCUUUUAGUCCUAAUCACUGUCAUUGUUGGCCUGAGCAUCAAUGUUAAGCAGUUACAGAAAGAAAGGAGUCAGCUGAGACAGCUUCUAGAAUCAACACACAUGGGACUGAACCACACCAUGGAAGUAAAUCAAAAAGUGAGCCAGAGUCUGAACUUCACCGUGGAAGAAAAUCAAAAACUGAGGCUGAGUCUGAACUACACCAUGGAGGAGAAUCUGAACCUGAGCCUGAGUCUGAACAACACCAUGGAAGAAAAUCAGAAAUUGAGCAGAAGACUAAACUACACCAUGGAAGAGAAUCUGAAUCUGAGCCAAAGAUUAAACCACACCAAGGAAGAAAAUCAAAAACUGAGGCUGAGUCUGAACUACACCAUGGAAGAGAAUCUGAACCUGAGCCUGAGUCUGAACAGCACCAAGGAAGAAAAUCAAAAACUGAGCCUGAGUCUGAGCUACUCCAUGGAAGAAAAUCAGAGACUGAGCCGAAGACUAAACCACACCAUGGCAGAAAAGUCACAGCUUCAAGUGCAGAUUGAGGAGAUGAAAAUCAUAUUGAAUUCUACUAUGGAAAACCGUGACUCUUUCAGAAAAGACAAAAUCAAAUAUCAACAGCUUUUGAUCAAUGAAAGGCAGACCUCAACUCAACUAAAAGCUGAAAAUCAACGUCAACAAUCAAUUCUGAUGUCGGAGAAACUAUCUUUCCUCUGGAGAUUCUGUGAUAAAGGCACCCUGCAAUGUUCACGCUGCCUUCCUGGUUGGGCUGAGCACGCCACACGCUGCUUCCAUUUGGCAUCACAACCAAUGAAGUGGGAAGAUGCUCGUAGGGAGUGUUUUAAUGAAGGUGCUGACCUGGCUGUUGUCUUGAAUGCUGCAGACCAGGCAUUUCUGACCAACAUGACUUUCCAGUUUACACAGCAGCAUCCAAAUGUACUGUUCCAUUCAGCAUGGAUCGGGUUGCAGGACAUGGUGCAGGAUAACAGAUUUGUGUGGGUAAAUGGUAUCAAGUCCAAGUCAGAUUUGAAGUUCUGGAUGCCUGGAGAGCCAAACAAUGCUGUGGCUCAAUGGGACAAAGACCGUGCAGGACAGGACUGUGUUGUCAUUGUCCCUCCAAAGACUGUUGGACAGAAAGGCUGGCUGAACUCCUGGGAUGAUGUUGUCUGUCGAGGCCAGCGGCACUACAUUUGUGAAACCAAAGCUCUUAUUUUGUCUGGAGUGAAAACUGAGGAAUGA